Wyeomyia smithii (pitcher-plant mosquito) is the source of this 1076-nucleotide messenger RNA. RefSeq lists its product as uncharacterized. The record is from RefSeq and is a predicted model, not a curated record. Bases 401 to 745 code for a protein of 114 amino acids. Lineage: Eukaryota; Metazoa; Arthropoda; Insecta; Diptera; Culicidae. The transcript has 2 exons.
GCGGACAACAGGCUGCGAAAUUCUGAUUCGGUACAUGGUUGUUGAAGAUAGUUUAUUGUUGUUUUUUUUUGUGACCAGAGGAAGGUUUUGGUGCUCCUUGCUGAUAUUACUUUCCAGCUUAAGACGCUCCCUUCGCAACAAAUAAACUGGAAAAAACUGCUGAUCGCGCCGAACAACAACGACGACGACGACAACGACGACGUCGAGUAUAUAUAGUGUUACUGUUGUGGUAGUGGUUCAUGCAGCAUUUUUGGGUUCACACGACUUGAAUGCGCACUUGCAUCUGGGAGACGAAACUCGAAAAAACCGAUCGCGAUAUUCUGCCAAUAGCAUCACAUACGCGGCGGUGGUGUGUUGCAUAAGACUGUGAGCUCAAUCAUUCCGAAGUUUGCUGCAGAAAAUGUCUUACCAGUGCAAGAAUUGUGAACGCGAAAAGGAUCAGAAUAACAACUAUGUAAACGCAACGUACGCGGCUAACGCUCACGGAACUCGUGGCAGCCGAGCCAGUUCCGCUAGGACCCCAGCUGAGCAUCCUGUGCGAACCCGGAAUGCCAGCAACGGUAGAAACAAUGAAGCCACAGUCGGUGGUGGUGGCGGUGGCGCACCCCAAGGGCCGGGUUCCGGUACCGGUGCUACUCAGGUGACGGCCAAGGUUAUGUGGGGUAGUGUCGGAGCGAUCAAAGAACUUCGCGAGAAAGAACAAGCCGAACGAAAUCAGGUCACCAGAGCCGGGCGUCGGCAGUAGUAGGCAGUGCUCUAGUGGUGGUGUUUUCAAGCAAACGGAAGAUUUUUUUUUGUUGUUGUUCAACCGGAGCUUGCAUAUCUUCAAUGUUAUCAACUUUUAUUCAAACUAGUUAUUAAUUCAUUAUAUGCUAUCAUUUAUUGGGUACAACAUUUGUAACAGCCGACACGCAGAACUACAUCAUUGAGCUGAUCAGUUGUGUCAUUCUCCUGACCUCAAUCACCAUAUUCAUCUAUGCCAUUACACUCGGACCGUGCUGCCGUACGGAAGCAUUGACCGCUUCCAGUACCAACAUCUUUCGCAAUGACAAUAACGGUGACCACAACGACAACGA